Molecule: messenger RNA, 1144 nt
Organism: Sander lucioperca (pikeperch)
Lineage: Eukaryota; Metazoa; Chordata; Actinopteri; Perciformes; Percidae
Gene: hmga2
Product: high mobility group AT-hook 2
Exons: 6
Coding region: 435-761 (108 amino acids)
Biological process (GO): regulation of DNA-templated transcription
Cellular component (GO): chromatin; nucleus
Molecular function (GO): transcription coregulator activity; DNA binding
Source: RefSeq, a predicted model, not a curated record
CCACGGGAGAGGUGAUUUCUUCCUUUUUUUCCCUUCUUUUUUAACCCAUCCUCAUUGAGUGGGUCCUGGGUUUAGAGUGGGCAGUGGAUGCGGUUAUUAUGCCCACACUUCUCAGACGAUCCGUGCCGAGCUGUCACGCCUCGCUGCUGCAUGGUCCUUCCCGGUGCCACGGUGUGCUGUAGCCGAGUUUGAGCCGCUCGGCGUCUCGGACUCCGCCGUCCCCGGUGUUCAGUCUUCUUAUGCUCACUGAGCCAAACCUUCCAGCUGCUCACUGGCUUAUUUGAUCAAAAGCCGUCAGUCCUGCUGCCUGGGAGACACUUACAAGCAGACAACAGACCGGUUAAAGUGCCAUUGAAACUAUCCACAUCGGACUCCCUCUAUUUCUUUCUUUUUCUGUUCACCGGGAGAACGGAGGAGCCGCAGCACCGGGAACCAUGAGCGGACGCGGGGACGAGGCAGGGGAGAGCUCUGGCUCUCAGGAGCCCACGGGGCCCGCGGAGCCCCAAAAGAGGAGGCCGGGGAGACCGAGGAAACCGCAAAAAGAGCCCAGUGGAGAGCCUGUCCCCAAGCGACCGAGGGGCCGCCCCAAAGGAAGUAAGAACAAGGGCCCCUCCAAGGCAGCGCAGAAGAAAGCUGAGGCAACCGGGGAGAAAAGACCCAGGGGGCGACCCAGGAAAUGGCCGCAGCAAGUCGUCCAGAAAAAGCUUGCUCAGGAAGAGGAGGAAGAAGAAGAGGCUGGAGAGUCCCCAGAGGAGGACUAAGCUACCACACCAUGAAAUCGCUACCUCAUUCAGCUGUCAGGUCUUUCAAAGGGAAAAGACUGCCUUGACCACUUAUUUUUUACUUUUUCCACAUGCUAUGUUACUUGGUUUAAUUUCAGUUAGACAAUUUCCAUCUUUUCUCUGUCACUGAACAGGCAGAUGUUCAGUAUUAUGUCCUUGUCUUUAAAUUCUGUUGAUACGUUUUUCCAUAGACCAUACAGAAUGCAGCAAAAAUAAUACUUUAGUUUGCUGCUAGCUCUUAUUGGCUGAACAGAUACAAACAAGCAAACAGUUCAGCUCUAGACAUUCUGGCUGUCAAAACAAACACAUCAGACAUGUCAUCAGCCCUGUACAACACAAUUACACUCCUCAAUGAGAAUCAA